ACAGACGUCGAGACAACCUCCCGGAGGUUGGCCGAAGUUUAGCAAAGUUGAUUUUCUUCCCUAAUUCAGCGUUAUUUUAUAAGCCGCAGUUUUGGCUAAUGUGUAACUCGUCACUGGAUUUGAUAAUUACGCAAUAAUUGUAACUUGUGCGCAAUCGGUGCUAGCCUAUUUGUAAAGAAAAAAAUAUUCCGAACCGCAGAAAGCGAGAUGGCGGUACCCAUGGCCGGUGUAGUUGUCCCCAGAAACUUUCGUUUACUGGAAGAACUGGAACAGGGCCAAAAAGGCGUAGGAGAUGGCACGAUAAGCUGGGGCUUAGAAAGUGACGAUGAUAUGACCCUCACGCAUUGGACUGGUAUGAUCAUCGGACCACCCAGAGGGACUCCUUAUGAAAAUAGGAUGUACAGUUUGAAAAUUGAUUGUGGUAUAAAUUACCCAGACGAUGCCCCUAGCGUAAGAUUUCUGAGCAGAAUUAACAUGAACUGCAUCAAUAGUACUACUGGAGCGGUGGAUAAUCGUAGUGUGCCCGUAUUGGCCAAAUGGCAACGGGAGUAUACGAUCAAAACUGUUCUCCAGGAGCUCCGUCGCCUGAUGACCCUCAAGGAAAACAUGAAACUCUCUCAGCCGCCCGAGGGCAGCACCUUUUAGCCUAACCGUGUAAACCUCUUUCUUCCCAGCGCGGAAGAAAAACCUUACUAAGGUACCAAAAUAAUAUUGCACUGGUGCCCGGAGACGAUGUACGUUAAGGGAAUACUCACUUUUACGAGUAGCGAGUAACAAAAAACAUAAAAAAGAAAAAAAAGGUGGACACUGCUGCUUCUUGCAAGGUUCUUAUUUUGCGGAAAUAUUUUUCCAAUGAACCCUGCUGGUUGUAUUAUUUCGUAGUUUCGCUUAAGUCCUUAUCAGAUAUUUCGUGCAAGUUUUUUUCUUUUUUUUUUCUUAUAAUAGCAAACGAGAGCGAAUUUAUCGGUAUAAAAGCAAGAAGUCGUAUUUUAAAACUGGAUGAACUGAAAAACGCGAACUGUAAUAAAAUGGAAUAAUCAGUAUGAACGAUUUUUGCCUUGACAUGUCUUUUUUUUUGUUUGUUUUCAACUGGAACUUUUGUCUCCUGUAUUGUCUGCCAUUUAAUUCCAACUAUUUUUCGUCGAAUUUUCAAGAUGAAUUUCUAUUCUUAGACUUGUUUCGUCGCCUUGGGGGUCGUAGAGAAUGAAUUUGCUUUCACGAGUGUACAAAGCACAAUCUGUUAAUCGUUGGUUGAAACCACGUCCAAGAAAGGCCUUUUGUCGAACGCGAAUUGAGCGUUUCAAUUUUUGGAUGAUAAAGUUUUUGAACCCUUUUUGCAAAAAGUCUCUCACAAUAUAGAAAAAUAGUGCUCAAGUUAUCGAGAAAUUGAAAUGAACUGGCAAUUUUUCGCAGUUCAUAUUCAUAUAUUAAUAGAGUUUUUGCGACCAACGGCACAUCAAUACCGAAGCAUUUCCGGUAGAUAGUCUGAUGAUAAUCAGAUAAGAUCGAGUGCUUUUUCAUUCCAUUUGUCCGUUUCAGUAGGCUUGAUCACCAUUUAGUUUCAUUUCGAGAAUAUAGGUAAGGUAGUCGAAUUAUUAUUAAUUUUUUUUUUUUCAUUUCUUGAUGCUUCAUGGUUGACGUAUCGAUGGCAAUAGAUUUAUAGCGAGGUAACUCAAGAGUACACACGUAGAUUUGUAAACGUUGUAUGCGAUUGUUACCUGUACACGUCGAGUUACGCUUUAGUAACCCGACCCAAGAAUGAAUUAUGCAAGUUCACAUUUUGCCGAUGGACGUUUCAUACAGUGCAAGGGCGGAGUUCCAAUUUUAUGUUACACACUUUAGCUAAAAGAAAAUUAUAAUCGAAUAAAUUAUUUAAAAC
Messenger RNA from Belonocnema kinseyi, 1879 nucleotides. It is a transcript of the gene Uev1A, whose product is annotated as ubiquitin-conjugating enzyme E2 variant 2. Lineage: Eukaryota; Metazoa; Arthropoda; Insecta; Hymenoptera; Cynipidae. Gene Ontology annotation, cellular component: nucleus. Gene Ontology annotation, biological process: DNA damage tolerance; protein K63-linked ubiquitination. The transcript has 5 exons. The coding region runs from base 208 to 645 and encodes 145 amino acids. The record is from RefSeq and is a predicted model, not a curated record.